This is a messenger RNA of Triplophysa rosa, 1602 nucleotides long. Its product is annotated as natural killer cell receptor 2B4-like. Bases 277 to 711 code for a protein of 144 amino acids. NCBI's taxonomy places the organism in Eukaryota, Metazoa, Chordata, Actinopteri, Cypriniformes, Nemacheilidae. The record is from RefSeq and is a predicted model, not a curated record. The transcript has 4 exons.
AUGAUUUCUUACUGCCAUCUACAGGAAAAUGCGCAAGUUUUCGUCCGAGUGAAGGUUUUUAACUGCCAUCUACAGGAGACACGACGUUAGUCUCCGCGCGCACGCGAAGUGGGGUAGUCUUCAGCCGGGGGGUUCGAAAAAAACCAGGCACAACAACUGUUAGCGACAGAGCUACCGCCAAGCUACUGAAUAAUGUUAGUAGCGAGCUACUCCCCAACACUGCUUAUUUUUACUGGUUAUUUCUGAAAUGUCGUUUCUUGUCACGGAGAUAUAUUAAUGCUGUCGUUGACGGAUGUUUUCUUGUGGCUGUGUAUGAUGAUCUGUAACGAAAGAUCUUCAGUGUCAAAAUGUGUGUUGUUGUGUUCAGUGAUGAAUGUGACACGUGUGAGUCUCUCCUGGUACAAAGGAAAGAGUUUAUUGUCCAGCAUCAGUGUGUCUGAUCUCAACAUCAGACUCUCUCUACCUCUGGAGGUGGAAUAUCAGGACACAAACACAUACAGAUGUGUCUUCAACAAUCCCAUCACAAACCACACACAACAUCUACACAUCACUGAUGUCUGGCAGACAUGUUCAGAAUUCAGAUACUUCACACUGCUGAAAGCUGUUGCUGUUGUUGUUGUGUGUCUGUUGGGGAUCACAGCAUGUGUCAUUCACCACAGCAAAAAGGCUGAAAUCCAAGCUCGCUUACAGCCAUACUGGGAUUUAAUUUGAGAAACUAUUGGGGAGAUUUAUCUAGAUGCAAGCUGGACACAAACGGCAGACAACAUUGCCUUCAUUGAAACAAAGGCUGGUUAGAUUUAACAGUAGCAGACUUUUAAAACCCUUUAGAGACAUUUUUCCUAUAAAACGCACCUUGUAACAAAGCAACUUUCUGGACAAACACUUAUCUUAAAUAUGCACUUUUGUUGAAUUGACCAUUGUUACCUAGAUUUAAAAAAAUGUGUGUGAUUGAUUUCUGCUUCAUCAUGUUGAUAUUUCAUCUGUUACAACCGCCCACUGUACCUUGUUUAUUUUUCUUAAAUGUCUUACAUUUUACCAGUUGUUAAAAGCUGCUUGAAUAUAUUGCACACUUGAUCUUGUGAAAUUUGUGUAAAUGUUUACUUCUUAUUUCAGUUCAUAUUUUUAGCCCUCCUUUUUUCCUUCUUAUAGGUCUUUUCUUAUAGUCUAUCUUAGAGCUAGAGCUUCUGAGAGACACAUUUUUAAAUUACCUCUUUAAUUGAUGAUUUGAUUAAACAACAUUGUGAUAAAGAUCAAAUAAAAGCUAUUUAAGAUAUGUGUGCGCUCAUGUUUAUUGGAUGACCACAUACCUAAUGUUAAAUUAAAAGUGUUACUUUGACACCAUCUAUUCUUGGAUAUACAGUAGGUGUACACUCCUCAGAUUUGUUCCUUUUUCGGCGGAGGAUCCCUUUAAAUAUGGCAUAGUAUUGCAUAUUUUUGUCUGUUGCUUUUAACUGUCCAAGAGGUCAUUUUACAAGUCACAUUAGUCACAUGCUAAUAACCACUUAAAUCAGAAUACAACAUGUCUUGGUGCAUAUUGCGGUCAUUUGGUAAAAAAAACAUGUAUUCAGACAUGAUUAGGUAUUAAAGAUCAUGAUUGUGGUG